CUGUGCUCUCCCCACACUCAUGCAAACACUCGCUGUGAUACUCAGCGAGUAUCAGUCACUCAGUGAUCAGAACUGAGUGACUGAGACAGGAGCAGAGCUAUGGACACCUCAGCUUCUGCUGCUGUAUCUGAGGAGCUCAGCUGCUCCAUCUGCCUGGGUGCAUUCCACUGCCCUUCCACACUGAGCUGCGGCCACUCGUUCUGCCUGCGGUGCCUGGAGGACGCGUGGCAGGCGGCCGGGCGCUGCUUCUGCCCCCAGUGCCGAGCCGAGUUCGAGCAGAAGCCGCAGCUGAGAAGGAACGUGGCGCUCGCCAACCUCGUGGAGGAGCUCAGCGUGGUGGAGAAAGAGGCUCUGCAGAUUUCCUGUGACUGCUGUCUGGACGGUAAAGUAUCCGCUGUGAGAAGCUGCCUGACGUGUGCGGCGUCCGUCGGUGAGUUCCAUUGUAAGCGUCACCUGCAGAACGCGAGAUUCAAGAAACAUGAGCUGGUGGAGCUGGGUGUCAGCACGGAAGGUCGCAAGUGCAAGAAGCACAACAAGCGUCUCGCGUUCUACUACACGCAGGACGAAAGCCUGGUCUGCACGAGCUGCGCCAUCGUGGGGGGGCACGCGGGACACAAGUUCAGCAGCGUGGAGGAAGAGCACGAGGCAUGGAAGGAGUCUCUGCGUGGGACCAAGGAGCGGAUCAGCCGAGAGUUUGAGCGCCGGAGGGAGCAGUUGGGGGAGGAGGAGAGGGAGGCGCUGGAGCGCGUGGACGAGGAGGGCCGCUCCGUGGUGUCCAGAAUCCAGGCGGACAUCGCUCGCUACGAGAGCAAAGCAGGCGGCCUGGAUCAGGAGACCAACCAGCUGCUAGCCACCCUCAACGUGCACGACCCACUCGCCUUACUGCAGCAUCCCGUGCAUGAGACUCUCAGGAACUCGGACUUGCAGGGGAUCCAAGAUGCCCCUCCUCCCACAUUCAGUCACCAAGAGCUCACGGGGGUCAUCUCGAUAGGAGGAGUGAAGACGAAGCUCAUGGGUCUCGUGUGUUCUCCGGCUUCCUCCCCCACGAAGCCAGCAUCUCAUCAAUGGGAUUCAUGGCCUCGCAUCCCAAUGUGGCAGGAUCCUCCUGCAGGACAUGUCAUCAUACUCAGCGAGACCCUCCUCGAUGAAGACGCGAAUGAAGAAGUCAAACAUGAAUUUGACAAAAGCGAAGGCGAGAACGAAGGAGGGAAACCUGAAGCGGGAUGGAAUUUUAUGGCGCUGAUUGUCGUGAUAGCGUUAAUUUGCCUGGUUAUAAUCAUAACAACCAAGAUGUCCUGAUGUUUAAGAUUACUUGAAGAAAAAUGAGAAGGAAGAGAAAAUGUGUUUCUAAUAACCUAUUAUUAUUACCAUUUAUAUACCAUAUUUUCCCGCAUAUACAGUGAGGGAAAAAAAGUAUUUGAUCCCCUGCUGAUUUUGUACGUUUGCCCACUGACAAAGAAAUUAUCAGUCUAGAAUUUUAAUGGUAGGUUUACUUCAACAGUGAGAGACAGAAUACCAACAAAAAAAUCCAGAAAAACACAUGUCAAAAAUGUAAUAAAUUGAUUUGCAUUUUAAUGAGGGAAAUAAGUAUUUGACCCCUCUGCAAAACCUGACUUAGUACUUGGUGGCAAAACCCUGGUUGGCAAUCAGAGGUCAGACGUUUCUUGUGGUUGGCCACCAGGUUUGCAAACAUCUCGGGAGGGAUUUUAUCCCACUCCCCUUUGCAGAUCUUCUCCAAGUCAUUAAGGUUUCGAGGCUGACGUUUGGCAACUCGAAGCUUCAGCUCCCUCCACAGAUUUUCUAUGGAAUUAAGGUCUGGAAACUGGCUAGGCCACUCCAGGACCUUAAUGUGCUUCUUCUUGAGCCACUCCUUUGUUGCCUUGGCCGUGUGUUUUGGGUCAUUGUCAUGCUGGGAUACCCAUCCACGACCCAUUUGCAAUGCCCUGGCUGAGGGAAGGAGGUUCUCACCCAAGAUUUGACGGUACAUGGCCCCGUCCAUCAUCCCUUUGAUGCGGGGAAGUUGUCCUGUACCCUUAGCAGAAAAACACCCCCAUGUUUGACGGUGGAGAUGGUGUUCUUGGGGUCAUAGGCAGCAUUCCUCCUCCUCCAAACACGGCGAGUUGAUUUGAUGCCAAAGAGCUCCAUUUUGGUCUCAUCUGACCACAAUACUUUCACCCAGUUGUCCUCUGAAUCAUUCAGAUGUUCAUUGGCAAACUUCAGACGGGCAUGUGUAUGUGCUUUCUUGAGCAGGGGGAUCUUGCGAGCGCUGCAGGAUUUCAGUCCUUCACGGCGUAGUGUUACCAACUGUUUUCUUGGUGACUAUGGUCCCAGCUGGCUUGAGAUCAUUGACAAGAUCCUCCCGUGUAGUUAUGGGCUGAUUCCUCACCGUUCUCAUGAUCAUUUCAACUCCACGAGGUGAGAUCUUGCAUGGAACCCCAGGCCAAGGGAGAUUGACAGUUCUUUUGUGUUUCUUCCAUUUGCGAAUAAUCGCACCAACUGUUGUCACCUUCUCACCAAGCUGCUUGGCGAUGGUCUUGUAGCCCAUUCCAGCCUUGUGUAGGUCUAAAUCUUGUUCCUGACAUCCUUGGAGAGCUCUUUGGUCUUGGCCAUGGUGGAGAGUUUGGAAUCUGAUUGAUUGAUUGCUUCUGUGAACAGGUGUCUUUUAUACAUGUGUAAUAAAGAACUCGGACGCUCCCUCUGUCUCCGUGUCCUUUAUUUGGGUUCUUAUGCUUUUCCCUCACGGCACUCCCUUAGAUAUUCUUCGUUCGGCAGCCCCAGGCUGCUGUCGCUCACGUAGCCCACUUUCUCUCCUAGCAGCCCCGCUGCUGAACUCCUUCUCUCCUAGCAGCCCCGCUGCUGAACUCCUCGUGCAGACCCCCGCUGCCCAACUCCUCUAUUGCAGACCCGCUGCCCUCUGCAGCCUCCUCGCUGCUCCUGCUGCCCCGGGGUCGGUCACCGUUGGCCGACGGAGCCGAACCUCGGGGUCCGUGUAUGUGGCGAUCUCGCCACUCUCUCUCUCACCCUCCGCCCUGCGUGGCCUCACUCUUUCCCAGUCUCCGAUCACUCUCCCUCCUCUUCCGGUUUCUCCCCCUAUAGACCUGAACCCCCUCCCCCACGUGACGUAACUCCUCCCCCCAUGACGUCACUUCCGGGAGGUCGUUUACGCCCGCAUUACACAGGUAACAAACUGAGAUUAGGAGCACUCCC
Messenger RNA from Lethenteron reissneri (Far Eastern brook lamprey), 3207 nucleotides. Its product is annotated as E3 ubiquitin/ISG15 ligase TRIM25-like. Lineage: Eukaryota; Metazoa; Chordata; Hyperoartia; Petromyzontiformes; Petromyzontidae. The record is from RefSeq and is a predicted model, not a curated record.